This is a messenger RNA of Guillardia theta CCMP2712, 1095 nucleotides long. RefSeq lists its product as hypothetical. Lineage: Eukaryota; Cryptophyceae; Pyrenomonadales; Geminigeraceae. Gene Ontology annotation, cellular component: nuclear envelope; kinetochore; mitotic spindle. The coding region runs from base 1 to 1095 and encodes 364 amino acids. The transcript is spliced from 17 exons. The record is from RefSeq and is a predicted model, not a curated record. Gene Ontology annotation, biological process: attachment of mitotic spindle microtubules to kinetochore; mitotic spindle assembly checkpoint signaling.
AUGGAUUCACCCAACUCCAGCAACUCUACCCUCACUCCGGUGGGUAAGCGAGUUACGGCCAUGCAGUGUCCAGACCUGUCGAUUUCAGACUCGCCCAAGAGCUUCUCUUUCUCAAAGUCUCCUGGUGCUGUGAAGCUGGAAACUAAGAUGAGGGAUAAGAUCUCGUCACUGCAAGCUGAAAUUGACCGUCUGUCUGAGAAAGUUCGCUCAGAAGAAUUAGAGAAGCACAACGCUCUUCUAGAGAUCAGGAAGUUGAAGGCUAUGCUGCACAAGAGCGAUGAAGUGGAUGAGAAACAAAUUAGAAUCGGCAUCCUUGAAGCUGAAAGAACAAAUCUCCUGCAUGAGAUGCAGAGUCUGCGUCGUUCACUGGCCAGCGCAGACCCGCAAGUGCAGGAGCUACAGGACCAGAUCAACGAACUUCGUGACAUGCUCAGGGACAGAGACGCGCAGCUGUCAUGCCACAAGCAGCGACUGGAUUCCUUCCGGAAGCAUAAUCUCAGUGGAGCACCGAAUGAUUCGGACAAGUUAAAGGCGGCGUUGGAGGACAACAGGCUCUUGAAUGAGGAGCUCGACAGAAACGUGACUGAGCUUGGAAAGUUGGAGCACAGGCUAGCGCGAGGAGAAUUCAAUCCCAUGAAAUCCAAGGUUGUCCGACCGGGAGCUCACGUGCCAUGCCCCUCCUGUGCGGGCCUUCGGUCAAAGUUGAGCCAGGCUGAGAAGGCUCGUCAGGAAGCAGAGGAACUUUUUGCUAAGGCCAGUAAGGGCGGAGGGGAUGAUGAGGACAGCGAUGGUGAGAAAUCGGAUGGGUAUGGAUCGCUGGAAGCCGGUCUUAAGAUAGCAGAACUGAACAAGAUGAUUGCGGAGAAAGACAAGUACAUCCAGAGGCUCAGCGAGCAAGCGAAAGCUCAGAUCCAAGAGUACAAGGAGGUUGCCAAGGCCCUGUUCGGGUUUUCUCUGUCAAAGCACAAGAGCUCGAGCGGAAAGAAUACUCUUGGACAGUACCAGGUAAAGAGCCUGUUCGCGUACUCCAGUGAGGAUGUGCUGCUCAUUCAAGCACAAGAAGGAGGCAAACAGGUAGUUGUGCUUCAGAUCUGA